Komagataella phaffii GS115 is the source of this 690-nucleotide messenger RNA. Its product is annotated as Nuclear protein that binds to RNA and to Mex67p, required for export of poly(A)+ mRNA from the nucle. The transcript is spliced from 3 exons. The record is from RefSeq and is a predicted model, not a curated record. Gene Ontology annotation, biological process: mRNA export from nucleus. Lineage: Eukaryota; Fungi; Ascomycota; Pichiomycetes; Pichiales; Pichiaceae. The coding region runs from base 1 to 690 and encodes 229 amino acids. Gene Ontology annotation, cellular component: nucleus. Gene Ontology annotation, molecular function: mRNA binding.
AUGGCCUCUCUAGAUAAAUCCUUGGAUGAAAUCAUCUCCUCCAACAAAAAACCUGUGGUGCGUUCAAAGAAAGCCCCAGCUCCGAAGGCUUCUAAAGUCGCCAAAGUGAGCAAGAAACAAGUGGCAAGAAACAAUAUCCCUAAGGCAUCAGUUCCCAAGACGCCUGGCAGUUCUGAUUACAUUGAUCCCUCUUAUGCCACCAAGGUUAUUGUUUACAACUUGCCACAUGACAUCAAACAGAAUGCUGUAAAAGAAUUCUUUCAAUCCCAAGUGGGAGGUGUCAAGUCUAUUGCCCUGUCUUACAAUGAGAAAGGUUUGUCCAAAGGUAUUGCUACUGUUGUGUUCCGAGACAAUACCCAUGCUACAACUGCUGUCAAAAAGUACAAUGGAGCUCCAAUUGACGGUGGUGCCAACAAGCUCAGAUUGGAAAUGAUUUUUGAUCCUACCAAGAAGCCUUUGAUUUCCAGAAUCUCCGCUAACCCCGUUGUUGAGAAACCCAGAAAAUUGAAUGUUCAACCAAUCCAGACGAUCAAUAAGAAAAAAGGCCCAAAGGCUACUUCCAAACCUGCUGCCGCCAAACCUGCUCCUUCAAAAGCCGGUCCCAAGGGAGGUAAGAAGGUGAGAAAGCCAAAGAAGACAGUUGAAGAAUUGGAUCAGGAAAUGGCUGACUACUUUGAAAAUAAGAAUUAG